GAUGACAAAAUGAGCAAUAAAAAAACCACCACUACCAAGACUAAUGACAUCACCACUAAUGACACCAUCACUAAUGAUAAUAAUGCCAUUAUGAUCAAAGGACAUCUAAUUCCAAUUGUCAAUAUAGAAGUAGAAGAAACUGAUAUGGCAAGUAAAAUUCCACUAAAGUUAAAGGCAAUUAAAGAAAAUGAUGACUAUAACAUUAAUGAAGGCAGACCCUUGGAUAAUUUUUCUGAAGAAUAUUCAGAAUGGUGUGAGAAAAAUGAUUUCAACAAGUAUAAGAAUCCUGAAUAA
Molecule: messenger RNA, 294 nt
Organism: Cetraspora pellucida
Lineage: Eukaryota; Fungi; Glomeromycota; Glomeromycetes; Diversisporales; Gigasporaceae
Source: the annotation of a GenBank genome assembly